AUUAACAAGAAAAUAGUUUAGAAAAACAUUUACUCUUAAACCUUAUAGAUUUUGAAGAAAACUUUUUUGAUUGUUUUUUCGUGUCUAGCGAUUCAACUACGUGGUGCCAAUCAAUACGAAAAUUGAAUUUCAAUAAAUUGAAAAAAUUGCUAGACUAUUUGUUUUUAAUAAUGCAAACGUGCAAUCAGACUAUCCUAGGCAAAAAUCAGAUGAGUUCACGUGAGCUAAAAAUUGCAAUUGCAGGCGACAUGGAAACUGGGAAAACUUGUCUUGUCAACAGAUUUUUAGACAAUGUGUUCACGGACAGAUACAAGAUGACAAUUGGGGCUGAAUUCAAAAGCAAAGCAUUGAUGAUUGAUGAUGAAAAAGUUCGACUUCAGAUUUGGGACUUAGCCGGUCAAUACAGGACUAAAUAUUCAGUCACCAGGAAUUUUUUCAAAAACGCCAAUGGAGUUAUAAUAACAUUCAGUUUGGCUGGGAUGGACGGCUCUAUGAAGAGUUUGUCAGAGUGGCGCAAUAUGUCUUUGACUGUGCUCGACGAUGAUGUGCCAUGUUUUCUAGUUGGAACCAAGUGUGACUUAGGUACAAUCGACACAAGAAGCAUUGAAUUACUAUGCGAAGUGAACAACUUCCAUAAAUGGUACAUGACGUCAGCCAAAGACGGAAAAGGAGUAGAUACAUUGUUUGAAGACAUUUCGCGAGUGAUGAUUGAGCACCAGAAACAAAAAUGGGAGAACAUUCGAAACACAAAAUCGGCAGUGAAUUUGAAUGACCGGAGUAAUGGAUUAAAACGCAUCUGUCAUUGCUGA
Molecule: messenger RNA, 809 nt
Organism: Symsagittifera roscoffensis
Lineage: Eukaryota; Metazoa; Xenacoelomorpha; Acoela; Convolutidae
Product: ras-related protein Rab-32C-like
Exons: 5
Coding region: 171-809 (212 amino acids)
Biological process (GO): endosome to lysosome transport; phagosome-lysosome fusion
Cellular component (GO): phagocytic vesicle; lysosome; late endosome
Molecular function (GO): GTPase activity; GTP binding
Source: RefSeq, a predicted model, not a curated record